AUAAUGAUGCUGCAUUGAUCAUAUCUAUGUUUCGGAGGAAGUUAAGAGUCAUAACUUGGUGGAAUUCAUGAUCAUUUUGAGCAUGAUUAUUGUUGUUUUGGGCGUUAAUUAUUGGUUCUUUGCUAAUGUUUUUGGCUUUGAUGUAAGAUCUCUCCAUGGUAUCUUCUUAAAAAGAAGAUCGUGAUUGGAAAUUGAAGUGCAGCCUUUCUUUAGUGGUCUAGUUAUGAUGGUUGUCAAUUUGAUUAAGUCUGGCCAGGAUUUUAGUUUCAUGAAUUAUGGUAUACAGGUGUAUCCUUCCUUUAGUUUGGUAAUGGCUAUUGAUUUUGAAGUGCAGCCUUUCUUUAGGGGUCUAGUCAUGAUAGUUGUCAAUUUGAUUGAGUAUCGCCAGGAUUUUAGUUUCAUGAAUUAUGUUAUACAGGUGUAUCCUUCCUUUAGUUUGGUAAUGGCUAUUGAUUUCAACACCUGGUUGGAAUCAUUGAUGAAUAAGUUUUUAAAAUUGUUGGUGUUGCUUUGCUUUAGCUUGUUGAUGCAAGGGAUCCAUGCAUGAACUUGAUUUCACUUGGUUUGGUUGUAGUCAUGAUGUUUACCCAGGCUUUGUAAGCUGCCUGUAUUUUGCCGUAUUUGAUGAAAGAUGUUAUAACCAGAUGCUGAGAAUCAGAGUUUACUAGAAAAGUUAGUUUUUAUAUAAGCUGGUUCCAAAUUGCAAGUAAUGUUUCCUUCUACUUUCUUAGCUUGGUUGUCUGUACAGAGCAUAUAUAAAGGGUUGUAGGCUCAUCUUUCUAAAUUUCUAAUGUUCCAGCUGGAGUUAUUAAUGUUGUCUAGGUAGUGGCAGUGGUAUGCAUUGGUAUUGUGCUUUUGAUGCAAGGAGAGGGAUGAAGGGGUGAUAAAGCUGUUUGAUAUCAUAUAUGUAUGAUGGGUGGUCAUUUUGGGUUUCAUGUUGUUCAAUACAGAUGUUAAGGUCAUCAAUAAAUGGUAUGACCAUACCAAAAAGAUUAUCAUACCAUGACUUUUACAAAAUUAAGUUUAUAUAUGAUGCAUUGUUACUGCUUAAGCUGUUUGUAGACCACACUCAGUCAAACUCUUUAAAGCUGUAUGCAUCAAACAAAAGUUUUUGCCAUAUUAUGUUCAUCUUUCUAAGGAAGGAUCUGCCUGUUUCCAUUCCAUUAACAGCUAGAUACAAUACAAGCAGUUGACAUCAUUCAAAAGGCUGCAUGAAUGCUCAUCUCAACUAAUUGGGACGCUUGCCCCAUUUGGACUAAAGGUUAUACGAGAAAACAGGCGAGGAUUGCUGAUCUAUGCAAUAGCCUGCAGGUUUCCUUUGUGUUGGUUAUGUUCUUCCUUCUAUUGUUCUCAGGCGCUCAUUCAUCAACGUUCACAAUUGUGAACAAAUGCAGCUAUACAGUUUGGCCAGGGGUGCUGUCAGGUGCUGGAACCCCGCCAAUAUCACCCACAGGUUUCAUUCUUCAACCAGGCGAAUCAACAUCUAUCUCUAUUCCAACAUCUUGGUCAGGUCGCUUAUGGGGUCGCACUUUUUGCACAGAAGACUCUUCGGGCAAAUUCUCAUGCCUCACCGGAGACUGCGGCUCAUCUGCACUAGAAUGCUCUGGCGGUGGCGGCAUCCCUCCGGCAACCCUUGCGGAGUUUACACUGAAUGGUGCUGGGGGAUUGGAUUUCUACGAUGUUAGCCUUGUUGAUGGCUACAACCUACCGAUGAUGGUAUCCCCGCAGGGUGGAACUGGAGGUAACUGUACAUCCGCUGGAUGUGCUGCGUAUUUGAAUGGUGACUGUCCUCUCGAGCUUAAGGUUGUCGAUGGGACUGAAGGGGUGGCAUGUAAGAGUGCCUGCGAUGCUUUGGGGGACCCCAAAUAUUGCUGCAGUGGAGCUUAUGCUACACCAAACACAUGCAAGCCCAGUUCUUAUUCAGAAUUCUUCAAGACCGCGUGUCCUACAGCUUAUAGCUACGCCUAUGAUGAUGGAACCAGUACCUUCACUUGUGCUGGUGCUGAUUAUGUUAUUACUUUCUGCCCUACCCCUUCCACCAGUGUCAAGUCCGCCAACCCCAUGGCUGUUGACAUAUCAGUCGGCUACCGUCCUGUUUCAUCAGCUCUCAUUGGCGGUGCCAUCACCACCCUGGCGGCAAUCUGGCAGUUGCGGCAUCUCUUUUGACAAACACCAAGUUGCAACCCAACAACAUUUAGGAGCCAUUUUCCUUCUAUAUGUGGGAUUUUUUAACUCCAUAAUUGGGCCCCAUCAACUUCAGCAAUUAGCAAAACCUGAAUGGAAAUCGUGUGAACAACGAGGGUAGGCCACAAUCCAAUGAUAUCACAUCAUUACCGGCCUGGCUUGUCCUUCUCCAAUUUUCUCUAAUUUGUAGAAGAAACAAAACUAUGAUACAUACAAAAGAUAGAAAACACAUCACACAUCACACAGCACCAGCCACUUUUUCCCCUUCCCUCCCUGACUCUGGAAGGAAAGAGGAUGAUCAAAGAGCUGGCAGGAUGAAGCCUUAAUUAUCAAUUUGAUUUAGGCAUAAAUUUGUAGGAAUAGACGAUGAUUAGUUGGCUUUGGCUACGUAAAUUUUUUGCAACUGUCGCCUGCUAAUGCCAACGGAGAUGAGCUCAAUUUGUCUCCAUUAGUUUUGGCCCUUUAUUCCUAUUACCUAUGUCUGAUGACAAUUAUUUUAAUGCUUUGUUUUCUUUAAGACAUGGUGUGGGUUUUACCGUCAGAAAUCAAUUAUUUUA
This is a messenger RNA of Theobroma cacao (cacao), 2741 nucleotides long. RefSeq names its product Pathogenesis-related thaumatin superfamily protein. NCBI's taxonomy places the organism in Eukaryota, Viridiplantae, Streptophyta, Magnoliopsida, Malvales, Malvaceae. The record is from RefSeq and is a predicted model, not a curated record.